AUGACGUCAUCGCGCCACCGCGUCUCUGCAAUGGAGCACCGCGAUGGAGGAGGCGACGGCGGCUACGGCGGCGUUGGCGGCGAGGAGUUCGCGCAGUGGCGCGUCAAGUACGCGGAGGCGCGCCGCCUCUCCGAGGUCGAGGCGAAGCGCGACCCGCCCGGGGAGCCCUUCAAGUCCAAGUACGCGGCGCGGGAGCUGCUCUACGAGCUCAAGCGGGCGCUGAGCGGGCGCGGCGAGGGGGGAGGAGGAGGAGGCGGCGACGAGGAGGAGGAGGAGCAGCGGCAGCAGCAGCGGGAGGAGGGCGAGGGGUGGGAGGCCACCGGGGCUGCCGCUCCGGGAGGUCGCGGGGAGCGCCUGCUGAGCGCCGCGCUGGAGCUGCAGAUCGGGGUGAACCUCAUGGAGACGGAGGAGCUGGCGGGCGCCGAGGAGCACCUGGAGGCGUGCCUGAGCGGCCUGCGCGCAGAGGGGCUGGCGCCCGACGCCGUCUCCGUGCUCAUGCACGCGCAGAAUCAGCUGGGCAUUCUGUGGGCAAACCGGGACGACAUGAGCAAGGCACGAGUCCUUCUUGAGAAUUCCGAGGCCCUUUACAAGACCUUCAUGAAAGAGGUUGGAACUCCUCCAUUAGACAUCCACGACUUGUUUACAAAAGAAGAUGACAAAUGCUCGGAGCAACAACGAAGAUUAAGGUUUGAGCUUGCGCACACCCACACCCUCUACUACCUGGCUCAGGCGUACAAGAGCGGCGAGGAGAACGAGAGGGCUGCACGCUACUGCCAUUUGACACUGCAGCGUCAACUCCAGUGGCAGCACUACGACCCUGUUGAGUGGGCGACCAAUGCCGCCACUCUCUCCCAGUACUACGUGGCCCACCAACGGUACCGCGUGGGCCGGCACUGUUUGGCAGCCGCAGAGGUGGUGUUGGGUCAGGCCAAGACUCCUGUGGACACCGAGGAGGCGGAAGAUAUGGACUGCGCGCAGAGGAUUGCCCAACGACAGGCGGAAGUGGCGCGCUGCUGGAUCAAGUACUGCCUGAACCUGCUGGAGGACUCGCGCAAGCAGCUAGAGGAUGACAUCAGCGAGCUGGACACUGAGCGGCAGUCAGAAUUGCACGCAGAGCGUCAGCGCCAGCACGAGCAGGGUAAUGGUGACAUGGACGGGGACUGGAAUGGAAACAAUGAAGGUAGCGACGGUGCAGAUAUAAAGUUCAGCAGCCUGGUGAGUGCUGCCGAUAUGUUGGAGGCCUUGGCGGGAGCAGAAGAGCGUGUUCCAUGCCGCAAAGCACUCAGUUUCCAGGAGGCGCGAGAAAUAUUCCUGUUUGGGCAGGCACGUGUGACACAAGCCAAGGAAUUCUUCGUGCUGGACGGCCAUGCCAGUGACUACGUGCAGAUAGUGCGCGAUCAGAGUGCACUGUUCAAAGCACUCGCCUUCUUCGAGGAAGAUCUGGAGCGGCGCUGCCGCAUGCAGAAGCGACGUGUGGACAUGCUGGAGGGCCUCUACACGCAGCUCAACCCCCAGUUCUACCUGACGGCAUGUCGCCAGCUGUGCUUUGAGGUGGCUGACACGUACUACGACAUGAUGGAUCUCAAGGUGGCGUUGGCGAACCACGCGGAGCAGUUGCAGCCACACACCGUCAAGAAGAUCAAUCUGCUGGCACGCGCGGCCCUUACGCACUACCAGAAGUUCCUGGACUCGCUCUGUAACUCGCGGGGCGAAACGCCAGCAACGCUGGACAUCGACGUGGUCCGCCCGGCGCUUGUGGCAAAGUUCCGCAUGGGUCGGCUGCACAGCAAAUUGAUGGUGUCCGACACGGCGAGCAGGCUUGCCAACGCGCGCCUGUCGCUCGAGUGUUACCGUUAUGUGGUGGAUUACUGCGACCAGAAUCCAGACGUCGAGGAAGUGGCACAGCCCGAGCUGGAGCUCAGCAGGGAAAUGGUCACUCUGCUGCCUGCCAAGAUACAGCACAUGGCUGCUGGCAGCCAGGUCUUCAACUAGAGCCGUCACAUGUGUGUGUUUCCUGUACAUGACUGCAAGAGCACUAUUUCCAAUUAUCUAAUCAUGGGGAACUACAUCUAAGUGUUUGACGAGUCUGUAAUUGGAGUGAUACAAUUUUUUUUUAUUUUCAAGUGAGGGUUUAGUUUUUUUGCAUGCCAAUUUGUUAAUUUAAACGGGUCAAAAUCAGCCUCUAUGUUCUCAUUCUUUUGACCGCUAUUAUUUCCAAUAAGUGCUCCAAUACAAUGUAAUUUUGUUUUUUAUCAUUUGCAGAAUGCACGGUCCUCAGACCACCUUAAGCUUGGUUGGUGGAUAGUUUUCAACCAUGUGCUUCGUUGUCUGUAUUGUGCCGCUGUUACAGUUCUGGUUGUUGCGUAAGCCCAUCCAGUGCAGGCUUGCUACAAACAGGCCUUGGCCAGUUUGGAACCUGGUUUGAGCAGAGUCAAGGCACGGCGCCGAAGUUCAAACCCAGCUGGGCAGAUUGUGGGGUCGUCCACGAGGAUUCGGUUCCUGUUGACGUUGCAAGCCACUCGUGCCACGAAGACCUUGAUGGUACAUCCUGGCGUGGUACGUUGGUCCACGGUGGGUGCCGUGAUGACAGUGCAGCAGUAGGUGGGCUAAAGAAAGCAACGUGCAGCACAGACUUUGGUUGUCGCAAAUCCUCUCCCGGUAGCGUGCCAUUCGCAGCCUUCCGACGGAUAUAUGGAACUGGUGGCUAAGGGGGAUGGGAGUUGGUUGAUGAGCUCCUGAGAUGACGCGCAUUGCCUAAUGUGCGGAUCGUGUCUCACCCUCUUGUCUUUUGAGGCAAAUGUUCAGUUCGUGGCAGCACUAGCGUUGUGACGAUGUAACACGCUCGACGCCAUCUUGGUAACACUUGGCAGAAGACGCUGCAUCUUCCAGCAGCCUGGCAGCCUGUUGGUGUCAUCGUUUAGUGGGUGUGUGGGAGGUUGUUGGUGUAGUGGUUAAACAAGGUAGCUACAAGCAUGUGGCUAAGGAUUUACCUCCUCAGAGCAUUUGUUUUUCCCCAUGUAUACUCUGAACCACCUGUUAUGCAGAAGUAGUUUGAUGAUAUAAACCACACAUCUCAGCAGGAUUCUGAACAUCUUAAGGAGGCCACUGUUCCCGACUGUCAUAGGCGGUUGUCAGGUUCAGUAAAGCUGCCAAUGUCUUCAAGUAAAAAAAAAAGUUCUCGAUUCAUGUUGUAGGCAUCAGCACUUGUUCAUAUGUGCUGUAGCCUCGUCAGAAGCCAGCUUUGUUUGACACUCAGGAUAUCUUCCACUUCUGGUGAUCUAUGUUGGAGGAUUGGACAUUGCAAGACUUUGAAGCACACGGAGGGCAGUGAUGUCGGCCACUUGCCCGCAGCAAGGGUUAAGUCUUUGUUCAGUUUGGGAAAGGGCGACGACUUUUAACUUGUGGUAGAUCUUGGUUUGACGUGAACGUUGCGCAACUUUGUACCGGUGGCUGCCGAGCCGCUUCCAGGUCGACGAAUUAAGACUCCCCAUUUCCGACUAAAUCUGGUGAAGCCAAGCUCCUCUGUUGCCGCCUCCUAUCUGGGACAUCUGGUGAUUCAGUGAGAUGGUCUGAUACCACUGGGUCGCCGGAUGACCCGUACCACUCGAGUAAUGCUUGGAAUGAGGGACGCUACAGGGGCGGGAUGUUAACUCCCUCGCCUGGUAUGAAGGAGGUCAUGGGUUCGAUCCCGACCCUGACGCCUGUUAUAUAUUUGGAGUUUGCGUGUGCCUCCCUGUGGUCACAUGGAUUUUCCUCUGGGUCCUCCGGUUUUUCCCCCCACAUUUAGAAUCAACGUGUGUUUUAGUAUUUGGCUGUGAUACAUUUCCACGUGAUAAGCCACUUCGUUGAGCAAUAAUUUGUGACCAGGUCGCUUUACAUCUCAGUGGGCCUUACCUGGUAAAAUAAAAAAAAGUUUUACUUUAAGUUGAAGGCAUCGACGUGUUUAAUGGAUGGAUUCCUCGGUUGGAAUGAGUUUCCUGUAGACAAAUAUGUUAGCGGUAUGUUGACAAGUGAUAAAUGCUGAUGAAGCUGCUGACAGAACCUCGACAUUAAGUUUUAUAACUGGGAGUGCAGCCCCAACGGCAUGGACACCGGAUGGUGGUUGCAUCAUUGGCUUCCCCUGGCGAGACCUGGGUACUGAUGGGAGGUGUGAUGUGAACUGGUGAGCGUCUCGCCAGCAACUAAUUCACAUUUGGAAUGUUAUAAUGUAAAAUUCCAGUUCGAGGUGAACUUGGGUUUUUUUUCCUUGUAGAAAGUUUGAUUACGUUUUUGGAAAAUAUUAAAUAAGUUUAUGGAUAAUCAACAGUAAUUAUUCAAUGAUUAUAAUCAUUAUAAUCAUUGGACAAUAACACUAUGUAACACACUUUUUGUUCCUGGGUAGUAAGUGUUAUUUCGUAAUUGCUUAUGCCUCAAAAGUACAGAAAAUGGCUAUUAUUUCCCACAAACUUUGCUUUUGUGACCAGGACAGUGAUAUUUUGAAAUUACCUAUUUUCAAUGAGAAAAUGGGUGAAUUUGUGUCUUUUCGUUCACAUAAAGUCAGAAAAAACAACAUAUGAAUCAAAAUGAACAUGUAUUUAUACUAAAGUAAUACAACAUUUACUACAAAAGGUUUAGACACCAAGGCGCACUACCACAGGCGGGACUAGCCACAGCAGACCGAGUUCUCUGUGGGGAGGAACAACGUCAAGUGAGAGCCACUGGUGGACCCCCACUGCACAUCAAAUUGGGCCUUAUGAAACAAUUUGUCACAGCCGUAGAUAAGGAGUUGGCAGCCUUCAAGUACCUUCAAGACUUCUUCCCUAAGCUGUCUGAGGCAAAGGUCAAAGCCGGUGUCUUCGUCGGACCACAGAUUCUGGAGUGAAAUGAAUUCCCCAAGAAGCUCACUAGUAAGGACAAAGCGGCUUGGAACAGCUUUGUCGCAGUGGUUCGUGGCUUCCUGUGUAAUCACAAGGUUGAAAACUACGUGGAGCUGGUUCAGUUUCAGUUCUGUACUUCAACAAACAAACAUGGCUUAACCAUACGUUUUUGAAAUCACCAAAAUAAAGCUAUAGAAACAAUGUAAUAGUAAUCAUAGGAACUGUGAUGCAAAUUGAACAAUAAACGAUAUACAUAACAUGUACGACCCAUCUUUGCAGCCAUAGCUGGCAGCAUGAGUCACUCCAUAACAGCAGUAGUAUUAAACAUUUUCAAUGCACCUUUAAAGAUCAACACACUAUAAUCAAAACUCAAGAUCAUACUUUGCAGCAGAUAUCCGGAGAGAUGCAUUUGAUUUCAGGCCACUCAGCAUAGCAGUGGCAACUGGGGGUGUACAGCUUCUCAAGAACAGUUUUGAGUGCAGAUCUCACGGGUAAUGAUCCAAGUUUCAGUUUAUUGGCGAUAGCAUUCCAGACUCUGGGGGCAUCAACAGCAAAGGACCUUCCUCCAGUAUUUGUACGGCAAUAAGGAAUGUGAAGCUGGUAAAUCAGCGAGAACCUUAGGUCACAUUUGUUCUUAAAACACCAUCGUGAAUAAAUAAGAUCUUAUGCACAAGCCAUCAAUCAUUAAGAGAUGUUACGUUUGACCCAAUGUAGAGAUCGCAGUGGUGGGUCCUAUAUGAGCAGUUAAAUGCAAAUCUUAAGGCCGAGUGAUACAUUUACAGAGGUGUGGACUCGAGUCAUGUGACUUGGACUCGAGUCAGACUCGAGUCAUGAAUUUGAUGACUUCAGACUCGACUUGGACUUGCAUAACAAUGACUUUGUCCCACCUCUGAGGUGUGGACUCGAGUCAUGUGACUUGGACUCGAGUCAGACUCUAGUCAUGAAUUUGAUGACUUCAGACUCGACUUGGACUUGCAUAACAAUGACUUUGUCCCACCUCUGUACAUUUAUAUCGGCUGGGUAAUUGCUGGGGAGUUGCAGGGUGCUGGGUAUUUGCUGGGUAGUUGAGUCGGUGAGUCACGAAGCCUGCCUCUUGCCUGAAUCGCCCGUCUUCUAUGCAUCUACGCUGCUAUACACUACAAUACACUACUAUAAACUACUACUACUACACUACUAUAUCAACUACUGUAUAAACUACCAAGUACUCUAUAAACGACUACAUUUAAUCUAACCUGAUCCUGCAGUACAUACACUAGAGAGUGGGGAAGGCGACCAACCGCCAUAUUUAGCAGUGUGAUGAGACUGGUGAAGAACUAUUGGACGAUGGGCUGUAGGAUGCCCCUCAGUCCAUAUCCUUGAUGCUCAUCUUGAUAAAUUCAAGGAGAACAUGGGAGCGUACUCGGAGGAGCAAGGCGAGCGCUUCCACCAGGAUAUACUGGACUUUGAACACCACUACCAAGGACAGUAUAACGAGAACAUGAUGGGGGCUGAUUCGUCAACGUGAUUUAUAGUAUAUUCGUAAAUCUCGAAAUACGCAUAAAUCUUUUGUAGUCAUUUUUGUAUUACUUUAGUAUAAAUACAUGUAAAUUUUUAUUCACAUGUUUUUUUUUUUACUAUGUGAACAAAAAGACACAUUCGCCCGUUUUCUCAUUGAAAAUGGGUAAAUGUCAAAAUAUCACUGUCCUGGUCACAAAAGCAAAGUUUGUGGGGAAUUAUAGCCAUUUUCUGUACUUUUGAAGCAUAAGCAAUGAGGAAAUAACACUUAUUACCCAGGAACAAAAAAAAUUGUUACAGUGUAAUUAUUGGUUCCUGCCAUAGGGAUUGCCAAUGGAGAUAAUCACCACUCAAUGCUGUUAAAAACCCUUUUACAUUCUGAGACGACAGCAAGUUGCAGGAUGUGGGUGUCCCGUUCACUGCUGACUCUCUGAGCGCCCAAGCGCCUCAGCGUUAAUUUUAUUCAGAGAGUUGCAGCACCGUUUUUUUUAAUACACUACUCACCGCAAGGAACUGUAGCGUCACAACCGCACUCUAUUGGAGCUGGUGCCAAACUGGGCCACGCCCUCCCGCGUGGCCUUGCAUGGCUUUGUGGGAGCCUCGGUACCGAUAAAGUUAUUCUUUAACUUUCUCGAAAGCUUCACAUCUUGAAUGAAAGUUAUUCUGUUUCGUUUUUCUUCCGGUUUUGUUUUCAUGAUGUACACGUACGUCAUCGGAAUGGGAAAUGGUUAAAUACAGGGACAUUGAAUGUGAUCUGUCAAUUUAAUUAAUCAAUCAGCAAUUCAGGAUGCGACUUGAUAGUAAUAGUCACUUUUAGAUACAUCUUUGGUUGGUCAGGUUUGGUUCAUCCAAUAAAUAAAUCUCGUGCUCAUUAAUCGUAUUUUGUCAUAGAAAUGCCUGAUUAUGCAUGAGACAUUAUAUAGCAGUUGAUAUAAUGUGGUGGUGGUUGGUGGCUGAAAGGAUAGUAGUAACUUGUUCAAGUGUCUGUGAAUGUCGUUGAAAUACUAGAGGCCAAGCUGCUUUUGGUAGUUCUUAUGUGUUUGUAUUGUCAUAAAGAAGGAACAAAUGGAAAGGUGUGGUGGUAUCAAUUGCAUUGGCGAUGAUCUCAUAAAUUGACCUUCAACGGACUGUUGGAGUUUGUCAAGGCUGAAUGGGAGAUUUGGUAUACAGACAAGCUCAUUCGCUCGCCUAUAAAAUGCGGAGCCUCAAUUAAAAAAAUAAACAAUUGUGGCAAUAGCUCAGUGGACCAGCAAAUUCUCAAUCUUGACGUUCUGCAUAUAGUUACUUGCUAAAAUAACAAUAUUAUAUUUUAAUACUGGCAAGAAAGGUCCCAUAUUAAUUACUGGUUAAGUCUGUUCAUCCAUUCGUCUCUUCGAGGUCAAUACAAUUAAUGCCUCUAGGUGAGCACCGUUUUGUGUAAAGUUCAAAGUUGGUUCAUGGAUCGAGUUGUCUACCAUGUAAGUAAUUGGAAUGUACACCACUGGCUUAAGACCAUCAAAGGAAAUUGAUACUGCUUGGUGUUCUUCAAGGCAUGGGAGGCACUGAUUGGACGACGCUAUGCUCACCCAAUCCUCUCAAACUUGGUAAGCUUAGCAGUGUUGAUCCUGGAGAGUGCUCGUGUGGGUGACCACCAUGCAUGAACAGGCGAUCUAGGGCAGUGCAGCAAGAUCCACGUCCUCUACUGCGCACACCUUUACCAACCCACACCGACCAGUGCGGUGAAGUCUGGCCAAAUAACCCUCACUGCCUGCACGGCAUGGGGAGCCCUCAUCCAGCAGCGGAUUGACAAAUGGGUUGUUCGUUAAGAUGGAAUUAGCAUAAAGUAGAAUCGAUGCUAUACUGAACUUUAAUAUUUAACAACGUAAUCUGUAAAAUGUCAAAUAUAUUGUCUAGACUGAGCUGCUAUGUAUAUACUGUAAAUAUUUUCUGUUAGGCUACCCUGUGAGUUCAUAUUUUCCCAUAAUGCUGUGAAAUGUUAAUAUUUAUAUAUUUUUCAUCUUUGCACGUAUUAUUUAGAGGUUGCCGGGUGGCUUAAGAGUGCCGAGCCAGCACUACCGAGGGCCAGGCUUUAUCAGAAUCAGAUAUCCAGGGCAGUGUAUGAUCUCACCCUUGGUUACCACUGACUGCACCCAAUUUUUUUUAUUUGGUCUUGCACUGAAUUUAUAUCGGGUUGACUGUCACGCAAUGAACAUUUACUCCCUGUAGUAGACUGGGUGGAAAGGUGCCCCCUCCAAAGAUAUUUGAGAAGUAGUUCUGUGACGGCUCCUUCUGCAGGCCACUCUAACAUGGGGUGAAGGAUUCAUCCAGGAGAGUUCUCAAUUAAUCCUUUGUCAAUUGACAUGAAGUUGAAAGUGUCAUUGAGAUACAAAUAGAAUUGUGUCAUAAAUGUUUUUUUCACAUUGUGCUCGUGUUUUCAGAUGGUAGGAAUUCUAUCGUUGAUGUUUUUGUUGCAAAUUGUACGUUCUUUCUUGUGCACUGGAUUCUCGUUGAUUUUUAAGUAGCACCACUUCAUCAUGAACAGACAUUGUCCAAGCAUCAUAAUUGUUUCUCAUAUAUGAUUAGUUUAUUUUUAAAACACCGCUUAGCAGCCAGUAUUAACCUAUUAUCUAAAUGUGUAACGUCAAGGGGAUUUAUUAUAAAAAAUAUUGCAAGUGCAUUUAAAAGUAACACAAGUACUGUUGUUGCAAUGUCCUAUUUAAUUGCAUAUUGGAAAACGUGUACGUGGGGUUUAGUGUUGUGGCUUUGUGUCUGUGCUCGGCUUGUACAAUAUUACACUUGUACCCCUGCUUCAAGGAAGAUGCAAACCCAAAAAACAAAUAGCUAUUAAUACAACAUAUACUUACCAAGACUGUGCUGGGCAGUCCAAAAUAAGCUUGAAGUCAUGUUAGUAAGGAAAACAGACUUUAUUCAGAAUUAUAGUGACAUUCCUUCAGUGAGAAUGCUUAGUUUAAAUAAAAUAACAUAUUUUGGUGUUGCUUCUUCCUAUAAUCUUCACAGGAAAUAAUAUUUGUGAAUGCUUGAAUGCAGCUUUUUUUGUUAAACGAAUAAAGAAGUCGCAUGGCACAUUCAUCGUAUUGUCUGUGAUUGUCACUGCAACUAUCAAGAGUCAGGCGAUGAAUGUUAUUGAAUGAUUUGUAGGUUUCGAGUGAGUUGAUAGGGGUGAUAAUAAUUACAAGUUAUUUUUCUGUACCGUUUUCGGGUUCUCUAUUACGCAUUUAGUUGUAAUAACCCUAUUCUAAAAUGUAAAAAGAGAAGAUAUGAUUGGCCAACAAUUAAAGGCAAUCGGGGACAUUGUGUUUGGACCAAACAUAGCAGAGCACAUUAUCUGCAUGGCAUACCUGUCAAAACUAAUAACAGUUCAUACUUACAACUAAACUUCCGACUGUUUUGGCGUUCCAUGACAAAACCUAUAAGCAGCAAGACGAAUACAUUUUUAAAAAUCCCAUCUUGAGCAAAACAUUUUAUAAACACUAUUUUAAAAAGAUGUGGUCUAGCUUCCAGUAAGUUACGUCAGGUGGGUCCACCAUUGUUACUCCAUUGUGGUCUAAGUUCCAAGAUUCGUCAUUGCCUACAAAGGAAUGCAUACUUGUGAUAAGCUAUGAAAACCAGCUUGUUAAAAAAAUACUGGGGUCGAAGUCAGGUUUCGUCAAGAAAAACGAAGGCAUUGAGGAGUGUCUAUACCAGCAGUUAUUUCAUGUUCUGUUUUAUUCACAAGGACUUGAGGUGCAGUCGUUGCACAGUGAGAAUUACAUUUAUCAGGGGUGACGGUCAUGUGGU
This is a messenger RNA of Lethenteron reissneri (Far Eastern brook lamprey), 10127 nucleotides long. RefSeq names its product kinesin family binding protein (gene KIFBP). Gene Ontology annotation, biological process: neuron projection maintenance; microtubule cytoskeleton organization; central nervous system projection neuron axonogenesis. The record is from RefSeq and is a predicted model, not a curated record. NCBI's taxonomy places the organism in Eukaryota, Metazoa, Chordata, Hyperoartia, Petromyzontiformes, Petromyzontidae.